Trypanosoma cruzi is the source of this 429-nucleotide messenger RNA. RefSeq names its product heat shock protein 20, putative. The transcript has a single exon. The record is from RefSeq and is a predicted model, not a curated record. Gene Ontology annotation, biological process: response to heat; response to hydrogen peroxide; protein complex oligomerization. NCBI's taxonomy places the organism in Eukaryota, Euglenozoa, Kinetoplastea, Trypanosomatida, Trypanosomatidae. The coding region runs from base 1 to 429 and encodes 142 amino acids.
AUGUGGGAUCCGUUUCGCGAUGUGGAGCGCCUUCUCAAUCGCAUGCAGUCCGUCACCGGCACGAGUUUUCUCUCCACAUCCGCUCGUGGAUCAUGGGUGCCGGCGAUGGACAUUGUCGAGAGGGAGGACAGCUACAAGAUUCUUGCUGACUUGCCCGGCAUGAGCCGCAACGACGUCUCUGUGGAGAUUGAGGGCAGCCAACUGUGCAUUGGAGGCAACCGCAAGUCCAUGCUGAGUGAAGAGGAACACAAAAACGUUGUGAUGGCAGAGCGCGGUUCCGGGAGAUUUGAGCGCUGCGUGCGACUUCCCUCACCCCUUGAAGAGGGCAGCGUGAAGGCCAGCCUGCGUGAUUCGGUGCUGCUCGUGGAGGUGAAGAAAGUGACGGACGCCGUGCGGAAGCGCUCGGGGAUCUCCGUGAAGAUCAAUUAG